AUGACGGUCACCCACACUGCGCUCAUCUCCAAGUUCAAGAUGAGCCAUGAAGGACGACGCUCACCCGUACACGAUUACCACUCAUCCAUGCCGCCACCCUCAUCCUCUUCAUCAUCUUCCGGACGGUCCAAGUCGGAGGAGGAAAUUUUUCGCAACUUUGACCGCGCCUUCGCCUCCCGCUACCUCAAGAUGGUCGUUGCGCAACGACAUCAUCAGCAGGCGGUCGCUAACGGCGAGCUGACGCUUAUGAAACCUCGCAUGCAGGUGUACUCUCCACCGACGGCCAGUCAUGUCACCGCUCUCUUUGAGCUCCCCGGCCUCAAGAACUCCGACAUCAACGUCAAUGUCACUCGCGACGGGAAACUCACGGUAUCAGGAGAACGACGCGCUCCCGAUUACCCGUCCGACGUCCAACGUCGCGGCGAACUAUACCCGGUGCAAGAGUUCAAGUAUGGGCGUUUCGAGCGCAGCAUUAGCAUACCGCCCGGUAUCGAGUCGCGACACAUCACCGCCAGUCUCAAUGAGGGCAUACUCAGUCUCUCAUGGCCGCGCGUAGCCCCGGCAGAGCUGCGUGGUGGGCCAAACUCACCACCUGUCACGUCUGUACAAGCCCUCAUACAUUAG
Peniophora sp. CBMAI 1063 is the source of this 624-nucleotide messenger RNA. Lineage: Eukaryota; Fungi; Basidiomycota; Agaricomycetes; Russulales; Peniophoraceae. The record is from the annotation of a GenBank genome assembly.